This is a messenger RNA of Phragmites australis (common reed), 2876 nucleotides long. Its product is annotated as probable protein transport Sec1b. Gene Ontology annotation, biological process: vesicle-mediated transport; intracellular protein transport. The record is from RefSeq and is a predicted model, not a curated record. NCBI's taxonomy places the organism in Eukaryota, Viridiplantae, Streptophyta, Magnoliopsida, Poales, Poaceae. Gene Ontology annotation, molecular function: syntaxin binding. The coding region runs from base 612 to 2582 and encodes 656 amino acids. Gene Ontology annotation, cellular component: plasma membrane; secretory granule. The transcript has 22 exons.
AUAUAUGACAUAUUUUACUAAUAAAAAUAAAAAAAUUAAGAGAAAAAAUAACAGAUAACUUUAUCCUUCUUUUUCAAAUACAAUUUAAAAUAAAAGUACGGUAUAGCUCCUAAUAUAUUUGUUUGCCGAUGUUCUUAUAACAUAUCCACACCUUCAUAUAUUAAAUUUAUAUUUAAUAUUAAUACAUUUAAUAUCUAUAUUUUUAUUACAACGCAUAAACACCAGCUAGUUGCAGGUAUUUUCAUUGGGAACAGUUCAAAAUCCCUGCGAAUAAAUCCCGUUGCGGCAGCAACCUUUGCCGGAGAUGCAACUAAGCGGCAGCGAGAGUGACACAGACCGCGGCACGCUCCCCCCCGUCCCACCUCCUCCCACGUCGUGCGCCCAUGGCCUCCUCCUCCUGCGUUGCCUCGCCCUCGCCUCCUCUCCCCGCGGGAAUCGCGGCGGGCCCCACGCCUCGCCUCCCCACCCCGCGCGCACCCACUGCGCUCGUCGCCAUUCCCGCCCGGCUAAAUCAGGAUAUAGAGUGAGGGAGCGAGAAGUGGAGGUGGAGGCGGUGGCUGUGGUGGUUUGGGCUUCGUCGAUCGGAUCGAGUCGUCGUUGGCGGUGGAGAGAUGUCGACGGACUUCGGCGCCCCGGCGGAUGACCCCAAGGUCUUCCGCAACGUCUGCCGCGACCGGAUACUGAAGGACUUGCUGAAGCCGGACAAGGACAAGGAGACCAAAAGCUCAUGGAAGGUUCUUAUAAUGGACAAAUUUACGGUGAAGAUCAUGGCUUAUGCUUGCAAGAUGGCUGAAAUUACCGACGCGGGGAUUUCAUUGGUAGAAGAUCUGUUCAAGAGAAGGGAGCCGAUGCCUUCAAUGGAUGCAAUCUACUUUCUGCAGCCACUGAAAGAGAAUGUCAUAAUGCUUCUGUCCGACAUGUCUGGGAGAUGUCCACUGUACAGGAAGGCAUACAUAUACUUUAGUUCACCAGUUCCUAAAGAGCUGGUGUCUUACAUAAAAAAUGACAGCAGUGUAAUUCCACGCAUUGGUGCACUAAGAGAGAUGAAUUUGGAAUUCUUUGCUAUUGACAUGCAGGGCUUCGUAACUGACCAUGAUAUGGCGCUGAGUGACUUAUAUGGUGCAAAUGAACAUAAUUCAAAAAAGUUCAAUGAUACUGUAAGCAUGAUGGCUACUCGUAUUGCGACAACAUUUGCUUCGUUGAAGGAAUUUCCAUGUGUGCGGUAUCGUGCCCCAAAAGGCGGAGAUGCAUCUGUGACAACUAAAUUUGACCUAGUUCCAAAAUGGCUUGCUACUGCCGUUUGGGAUAUUGUGUCAAAAUAUAAAUCAACUAUUCCUGAAUUUCCCCAUAAAGAGACGUGUGAACUGCUCAUUGUCGACAGGCCUAUAGAUCAGAUAGCACCUGUUAUUCACGAAUGGACCUAUGAUGCAAUGUGCCAUGAUCUACUCGAAAUGGAUGGCAACAAAUACAUAUAUGAGGUAUCAAAGAUGGGUUUAGAACCUGAAAAGAAGGAGGCUUUGUUGGAGGAUCAUGAUCCUCUCUGGCUUGAGCUUCGCCAUGCUCACAUAGCUGAUGCUAGUGAGAGGCUGUAUGAAAAGAUGAAUAACUUUGUUGCAAAGAAUAAAGCAGCGCAACUACAUUCAAGAGAUGGUGGUGAAAUCUCAACAAGGGAUCUGCAGAAAAUUGUUCAAGCUUUGCCACAAUACAGUGAUCAAGUGGAGAAAUUGACACUCCAUAUAGAGAUUGCAGGAAAAAUUAACAGGUUCAUCAGGGAGUACGGGCUCCGUGACAUUGGGCAGCUGGAGCAGGAUCUAGUUUUUGGAGACGCAGGAGCGAAGGAGGUGAUCAGCAUCCUCAGGUCAAAGCAGGAUAUGAGUCCAGAAAACAAACUGAGGUUGCUGAUCAUAUAUGCAAUUGUUUAUCCAGAGAAGUUUGAAGGUGACAAAGGGGAAAAGUUGAUGCAGCUAGCGAAACUGCCACAUGAUAAUAUGAAUGUAAUAAACUGUUUAAGAUACUUGGGAGGUUCAGAUACAAAAAAGACAUCACGGACUGGCGCUUUCUCUCUCAAAUUUGAUGCCCAAAAGAAGAAAAAUGCUGCCAGGACAGAACGGCAGGAUGGGGAGGAAACAUGGGCAUUAUCACGUUUUUUCCCACUUAUUGAGGAACUGAUUGAGAAACUGAGCAAAGGUGAAUUACCUCUAAAUGAAUACCCAUCUAUGAGUGAACCAAGUUCUACUGCUCAAGGAGCUACGCAAACUGCAUCAACGGCACGACCAGCACAAACUCCGCAGCCAAUGUCUAUGAGAUCACGGCGGACCCCAACAUGGGCCAAGUCUCGAAACUCCGAUGAUUCUCAAUCAAGUGAUUCUUCAGUCUUGAGACACCCAUCAGGUGACUUCAAGAGGCUCGGCAACCGAAUUUUCGUCUUCAUGAUUGGUGGAGCCACUAGAUCUGAAUUGCGCACGGUCCACAAGCUUACAAUGAAACUGAAGCGCGAAAUAGUCCUGGGAUCUUCUAGCAUCGAUGACCCUCCACAGUUUAUUUCGAAGCUGAAGGCGAUAGGUGGUGCCAAAGACGUCUAGUUUUCAUGCCGACAGAUGGAACAAAUUCUCACCUUGUAGUAUCCAAUAUUAGCUCUACGUUUCAUCUGGAGGAUGUUGUCAGUUGGCACCUACGGCUGACCGUCGAGCAGAUCACAAAUUUUUCUUGUUUCUUUAUCGAGGAAAUGAGCUGAGGGUAUCAGAAUGUAAAAUAAGAGACGUGCAUACAACAUUUUGUACGCAUUUGUUUUCGUUGUUGGCAUAUAGAAUUAAUAGAAGAAUUGUUAGGGUGACUUUGAGAAAAAUGUCAGGGCCUCUUGAUUUGGUAUGGAACUG